This is a messenger RNA of Cottoperca gobio, 2467 nucleotides long. Its product is annotated as protein lifeguard 2-like. The coding region runs from base 391 to 1215 and encodes 274 amino acids. The transcript is spliced from 12 exons. Gene Ontology annotation, biological process: negative regulation of apoptotic signaling pathway. NCBI's taxonomy places the organism in Eukaryota, Metazoa, Chordata, Actinopteri, Perciformes, Bovichtidae. The record is from RefSeq and is a predicted model, not a curated record. Gene Ontology annotation, cellular component: membrane; endoplasmic reticulum; Golgi apparatus.
UCCAGAUUUCUCUCGACUUCUCUCCUCCAUAACGCACCAUGCAGGCAUCCUUCCUCCCCAUUUUUAGUCCUGCUUUGGUACAGUCACAGCUUUUCUCUAUGGUGCAGCUUCACCUGGAUGCUGCUAGAACACCCCUCUGUGGGUGAGGGAGGGGUAUCUGCACGAGUCUUAACUGCGUUGUUUUGGGAUUGCAUCACCAAAUCGUCACAGGGUGUCCAGUCAGAGCAGGCAGGAAGAGCAUUACCAAUCUGAGGUCCUUUCUCACAGCUGUCAGUCCUUUAGCUAGACUCUGUAAGAAAUACUGUAUCAAGAAAGGAGACACCAGAGCUCCAUUGACUGGUUGGCAUACAGAACGAAAGACUACCUACUGCAGGACGACACACAGGCAUCAUGACACAGGGCAAGCUGUUACUUGCAAGCAAAGCCGCCAAUGGCAGUGGAGAAGCUUUAGUCGCACCAGCUCCUCCCAGCUAUGAAGAAGCCACUGCAAGCACCAGUGCUCCUUGCUACAAUGAUGUUGAGAUGCUCACAGAGUUCACCUGGGAUGAUCUCAACGUCAGGAGGAUCUUCAUCCGUAAGGUGUACACCAUCUUGAUGAUCCAGCUUUUGGUCACUCUCGCUAUUGUGUCCCUUUUCACAUUCUGUGAUCCCGUGAAGGACUACAUUCAAAGCAACCCUGGCUGGUACUGGGCCUCUUACGCUGUGUUCUUUGUCACAUAUCUGACCCUGUCUUGCUGCUCUGCACCAAGGAGACAGUUUCCAUGGAAUCUGAUUCUGCUUGGCAUCUUUACCCUCUCCCUCUCCUACAUGACAGGGAUGUUGUCCAGCUUCUACAACACCAAGUCGGUGGUGAUGUGUCUGGGCAUCACAGCAGCAGUCUGUCUCCUGGUCACAGUCUUCAGCUUCCAAACUAAGUUCGACGUGACAUCAUACCAAGGCGUGCUCUUUGUCUUCUGCAUGGUGAUGUUUGUCUCCGGACUGGUGCUGACACUCGUCCUUCCCUUUCAAUAUGUACCCUGGUUGGAUGCAACCUACGCUGCCUUGGGAGCCAUAUUGUUUACCAUGUUUUUGGCAUUUGACACCCAGCUCCUCAUGGGGAACAAGCGCUACACUCUUAGUCCAGAAGAGUACGUCUUCGCCACUCUCAACAUCUACCUAGAUAUCAUCUACAUCUUCUCCUUCUUCCUCCAAAUCUUUGGAACGAAACAAGAGUAAACCAUCGCCCCACCUUUCUUACCUACAGACAACAUUUAGCCAGACAUAAGAAUCUUUUAAAGUUUUGUGAUUGGUGUGAUUGUGAUAACAAUGCUUGCAAUUGUAACAGCUUUAUUUAUUUUUUGCCUGAUACUGACCAGGCCAAAAUACAUGUACAUAGAUGUGUGUCAGUGUUCACAUCCAAAAUGUCUACAACCUCUCCCUCCUCUCGAGCAUGUUGUGAACCCACACCACAUUUUAGGGUUAGCUUACUAGCUUUACCAACAAGAAACAAUCAGUGAUCUUCCUCCAUUUAACAUAGAUAACACAUACUGUGAGUGUCCAUCUAAAGCUGUAUGGGUGUCUUUAUGUCCGUUCCUGCCUAGAUAUCAUAAAUGUCUUUCAUACAAUAGAUGUCCGUGCUCUUCAAGAGGUAUGUGAUCUACAAUACAUUAUGCAUGACUCUUAAAAAGCCCUAACUUUGCCAAGUGUGGUCAUUCAAUCAUUGGGCUUUUGCUGUGAGUGUUGAUUUGUUGACUGGAAGCUCAAAUCUAACUUUAUAAAAUAAGUUUAUUGUAUUUUUAAGCAUAUCUAAUGUUGUCUCAAUACUGUGAAUUACAUCUCUGCCUUAAUUUGUUACCCAUAUUUACUGUAUACUGUUUGGUCUGUUUUUAUUUUACUCAUGGUUUUACCCCAUUUAACUCUGAGGCUGUCAUACAUUGUAUUGACAUUGUUGUAUUGUUUAUGUUUUGUAUAUCAUUUAUUUAAUAUGUAUGAUUGAACCUGAAAUGUUUUGAAUGAAGAUUGUGUCGACUAUCUUUUAAAAAAAAAAAAAUCUUUCAUUAAAGACAUUUAGUUUGGGCAAACCUUAAUUGAUGGCAUUAUAGUUUUUGGUCCUAAUAUUAUUUAAACAUUUGAUUAGUUUGAAGUGGUGACUCAUGAUAAUUGAAAAUAAACAAGACAGUGCCAUAAAUGCAUGGAAUCUAUUGUACAUUUUGAUAAUGCCUGCAUUUGUGGAAGGCUUGAAUGCUAUAUUUUAUGACAUUUGAAGUUUAUUUUUUUAUGACAGAAUGAAAUAUAUAUUUCAGAAAGUGUGUGAUAUAUAUAUAUAAUGGUGAGUUUGAAACUUGAAAUGAAUUCAUACGUCGUCUAAAGUGGCCUUGGACUAUCUUUAUUUGAUGAUAUUGAUGUAGUAUAUUGUUUAUAGAGCACCCUGCAUUUCAUAUUGGUGUUACUGUAUUGAUUUAUUAAAGGGUGAAUGUGUAUGAAUGGA